Poecilia reticulata (guppy) is the source of this 5178-nucleotide messenger RNA. RefSeq lists its product as uncharacterized. Gene Ontology annotation, biological process: SCF-dependent proteasomal ubiquitin-dependent protein catabolic process; protein polyubiquitination. Gene Ontology annotation, cellular component: SCF ubiquitin ligase complex. Gene Ontology annotation, molecular function: protein binding. Lineage: Eukaryota; Metazoa; Chordata; Actinopteri; Cyprinodontiformes; Poeciliidae. The record is from RefSeq and is a predicted model, not a curated record.
UGAAUUCUGCUUUAUGUUCAACAAUUUACAGCCUCCAGGUUCUUCUUACCUGGACAUUUGCUGAAUUAAUUAAAAUAUUAUAAAUGUCCAUUUUGAAGUAUUCCGACUUUUAAGUGGCAGUGGUCUGCUAUAAUAUACGAGAAACUUACCAAGCAAUCUGUAAAUGUCUUUACUUGUGUAAGAAUGGUGCUUUAAAAAUGAAACUAGUCUUGCUUUGUAUGACCAGUGAAACAUAGAGGGAUAAGCCACAGAUGUAAGAGGCUUAGCUUUUCACAACACUGCACAGAGAAAAUUUGUUUCAACAUUUAAUGUUGCCCAACUUUAAAUCCAUUUAUUUUUGGCUUACCUGGCAGUUUAGAAAAGGUUUUCUUCUUUGGAGCUUCAGAGUAUUUUGGGUAUUUGGUUGGGUGUUUAUGACAUUAGAGACCAAGUGAACGCUACAUGAGCCAGAACUCUGUCAGCGCAUGCCUGUGAAAACACUUGUAUAACUGUGUGUGGAAAAGCAACAUCAAGUCUAAUGAAUGCAGAUGUUAAAAAAAAAGGGGGUAAAAUAAUGUACGUCUCUCUAGAAACGCUGCAAAAUACGAUCUAUAGCGAAGUGUGGAACAAAACUGGUGUAAAUCUAGUAACUGUUUUUUCUCUUCAGGACUUUCACUGCCUGCUGUAAAUCAGAACCACAGUAAAUCCCUUCUCCACUGCCAGAAGAGUAGAAAACCAAAAGCAAUAAUAAUUAUGUUGAAAUCUUACAACAGUACAAUGAAAACAUGAGUAAAGUUGAAUGCAAUUCCAACAAUUGUAUUUGAGCAAUUGUGUCCUUACAGUAAAACUCGAAUAGAUUCCUUUUCCACAGUAAUGUAUUUCACACAUUUAUUUCUGGUAUGUCUUGUAAUAUCAAGAAUUAUGGCUUGUACCUGAAUUUUGCAUAAGACCUACAAAAAACGUGUUUAAACAGAAAUGCUAUUUUAUGUAUGCCUUAGAAAAUCAUUAGGGAUUUGACAGUGUUCCCACCCACAGUAAAUUGCACCACCCACAGGGAUUGUAGGCCACAAAAGUUUACAGCUUGAAGAAGUUGACUGAUCACGUGUGUUGUGAACAACCACAUUGUUGAAACAUUCAGUGGAAGGAAAAGGUGCAGGGAUAAACACAGCCUUGGUAGGAUUGUGAAAAAGGAGAACAUAACGGGAAUGUUGUUUAUUGAUCCGAGGUCCUCUUUUCAGACAAAUAUUUAUGGCAAAGCCAGAUCACAGGACCUUCUGGUGGAGAUUCUGACCUCCACCAGUAAACACAAGCCUUUUAUCAUCCGUCAAAGAUGUCGCCACAGAAAAAACUCCUCGUCCCAGUGAGCAGCAGGCGGAAAGCCGUGGACGACUUCUUCCCCUUUAACUCGCUGCCGGUGGAGUGCCAGCUGCACGUCUUGUCCUUCCUGAACGAGGUGGACAAAUGCAGCUGCGCGCUGGUUUGCCUGAGCUGGAGUUGCCUGGUGCGGUCGUGGAAACUGUGGCGGGUUGCAGACUACUCUCGGCGCGGCGCCUUCCACCUGGGCCAGGAGGGGCUGCUUGUUUCCAACCGGGAGUUUGAGCGAUGGAAGGCCUGGGUCCACCACUACACCCACCAUCUGAUCUCCCGGCGGGCCAGCCUGCUCACGCUAAAGGCCAGCUUCGACCUGGGAGACCGCUUCAACAAGUGGAGCGAACUGCUGAGUCACCUGCUGGAUAACGUCCACUGCAGAGACCUCAGCCAUCUGGACCUCAACUGGACCUUUACCCUCUUUGAGCCACUGGACCUAAGGGUGCACUCCAGCUCCAGUUCACACCAGGACAGCAUAACCAAGAUGGACCAGGUGACCAGCUUUCAGGAGCUGCUCGGCAAACUCACCCACAGCUGCCCGCGAAUCUCCAAGAUGCGUUUACAUUUCGACUGGUCGGAUCUGUCUGUGUCCCUGCUCACCCGGUUCCAGCAGCUACGGACCCUCGAGCUCAAGUACUUCUGGGUCUUCAAACUGGUGACCCCCUCCACGCUCCAGACGCUUACCAAAUCCCUGCCCAACCUAAAGUCGCUGACUUUGCACAUCCUGGUGCCGCUGAGGAACCUAGGGAUCUCGUACACAUUGGAGUCCGAGUCUCUGGAGUUCCUGGAUGUCUCGCCCAGCCGCGGUUUGGUCUUCUCCUGCCUGAAGCUGCCGGCCCUGAGAGAACUCCGAGCUAAGAAGAUAGUGCGAGGUAUCACGCUGGAUCGUAGGACAAGGCUCCGGAUCCAGAGCAGGUGGCCUUGUCUGUACCAUGUCCUCCAGCAGGGGACGCCAAAGCUUCAGGCCCUGAACAACGAGAGGCUCCUUCCUACAUGGAGGGAGAAGAGCUACGGGGAGCUGACCGCCAUCCUGGAACAGUCCUGCUACUGUGUGCAGCAUCUAGACAGCUGGCUGUGGUAGUCAGCUGACUGAAGAUCCGUCUGUGUUUUGUAAAUUCCAGCCAAAGUAAAACACUGCUUUUACUCCCCACAUUGUUGCUCUUAUUCCAACAAACCGAUUCUGCAAGAGAACACAGAAGUCGUUUGUUGCUGCAGAUGAAAAAUAGGAUGUGACCGCAGGAUCCUCCCAGUUUCUAAACUGGAAUCUGCUCUUUGUGUAAAAACACACGCAGGAUUGAGGCAAUGACGCACAGCGGGUUUGUAAUCAUUUGUUCGAUAAUCUGCGAAAAGCAACGGUGCUUCUUCCUGAUCGGGCUCUGCUGCUGCACUGGCUAGGAAAUGAGCAGAGCUACAAAUACGUGGAUCAGGACUGAAUGAAGAAUAAUAUCGCCUUUAUUUAGCUGGAAACUUUUUCAAACCUGUUGUUGUCAAGGAAAAGAACAGUGAAGAAUAAAGGCAAAAUAUUUUCAGGAUUUUCUUUUUCAUCCAAGAUGAAACUUUAUGCAUUAAUGCAUGAACUUUGAAUUCAGCUGAAUAUUUAUGAAAAUAUGGUAAAGAUGAUAAUCAUCAGUGAUAAUAUGAGUCUUAGUUUUUUUGGUUGUAAUCUCCACGGCUGUUAUGACGUUUCCAUAGGAUUACAGUCAGAAAUUAAGGGGGGAAAAAAAAUCAAAAUUUUAGAAUAAAUGUUAUUUUAACCAUUUAUUUUUUUUGCAGUCAAAAAAGUUUCAGUCCCAAUUUUUAAGUCCUAAGAAAGCUUAAACAGAAAAUGGAGCAUGGACAUUUUUUUCCAAACUUUUGUUUUAUUCCUUUGAUACUAAAAAACAACUUUUUAAAUUAUCUGUGAUUUUUAUACGUAUCUAUAUUUAGGUGGCAUCCUUUGAACUGGUCUCAAAUAUCCAUGCUUCAUUCGCAUUCUUUAAUAUUUCACAAACACAAACCUCCUUGAAAACUAUAUAAAAAUACAAUGCAAUACCGCAAUACAAGCAUAAAGUUCCGUAAACAUAAUAUAAUCCUGUGCUCUUUUUCGCAGUAUCAUAGCACACAAAGCUUAACUUUAUACAUAUAUACAUUGCUGUGUUUGCUAGUAAAAAACAGUUGCAAAAUGUUUCUGUUUGGCUUAUUUUACUUGCAGUCCUGCUUCAGGAGCACUGUUAUGUGUUUUAAGCUAAUUAUUUCAACUCGACAAACCCAUAAACCUUCUAGGAAACAUGUUACAAACAUUUGACGUACCUUAACAUAGGAUAGUAGUCAAAAAAAGUAAAUGUUUAGACAAGUAGAAAACAGCAACUCGCCUGCUUUUGGGUAGCCAUGGCAACAUGAAACAAAUGGCAGGUAAGCACCCGUUUCAUCCUGCACUGCUAUGUUAAUUUUGAUUAUUUUUAAUUUGCAGAGAACGUCCUAAUAGAUUCACUACUUUGAACUAACAAAGGCUGCUGAGUUGUUCGUUUGGCCUCUAGGUUCUUCAAGAUCAGGUUUAGAAUCCCCCCCAAAUUUCCACUUAUAACAUUUAAAUUGUUACGAUAAAGUAAAAUAAAGAAAAUGUACCGCAAAUUGUGCUUCAUCAAAUUGUAUUUAGUAUGGUCUUAUCCAGUGUUGACAUUUUUAGAACAGAACUCAUCUCAGUUAGAAUAACCGUGUAAUAUUUCAGCAGAUGAAUUUAAAUAUAAAAAAAUGGUUACUAUUUUUUUAAAUUAAAAACUUAAGUUUUGCUACUUUUUCUUAAAAAAAAGAUACAGUAUCUAACAAUUCUCCAAAAUAUUUUGCCUUUCUUCUGCCAGUUUCUCCAGUCUAAGCCAUCUAAACUUUGAAACAUGACAUGUCCUGUGCUAUAAAAUUAACGUUUGUUUCAUUGGUUAAAUGAAAUACGGUUAUAUUUGUCUUCAGAGAAGUGAUGGAGACGCAUUAGAGAAGUUUGCACAAAAAAAGAUGAGAUGAAAGUUAAAUAUGCAGUAAAUAUUUAGGACUGAAAAUUGCUGUAAGAUACGUUGAAAUUAGCUUUUUAACUAAAGCCGCAGAGCAGCUCAAGUUCUGAAAAUGAGCUGAAAACUGUUUGUGUGUUUUUGCUCCCUGACUUUGCUGCUGAAUACUUUCAACUUUUUGCUGUUAAGCUGGUGUAAUUCCAAUCACAGCCGACCAGGAAUGCAAAAUGAGACUUAAUUCCAGUGCUGGACCACAUUGUUCAAAAAUUGCUGGUGCUCCUUUACAGUUUGUUUUGUUUGUGCCGUUCCUCCUCCAGCAAAGGGAGCCAGAAGGGUUUUGAAGUAUUUGUUUUGAUGGUGUCUGAGUGAAGAACUCCCGCAGCUCUUGAUUUUGCAGACAUUUUGCACAUUUCUGUUGCCUUCUUGGAAAGUUUUAUUCAGGAAGAGGGCGACACGUCACAUUCCAGCUUUUUGAGACUCUUUGCAGAGAAAUCUGAUCAGUUUGAGCCGCAGUUCUCCUCCCAGUCAGCAGAUGUCCCCAUUUUCAAAGGUUUGGUCGUGAAGAUUUCUGUGUUUACUGCUGCGUUGUGUAACACAGUGGGCUUUUGAGUAUUUAAUGUGUGUGAGAGCAGCUUGACGUUUUUUCAUUUUUGCUCUGUUGUGGUCAGGUUUCUUUCCCAGCUAAGCACACCAGUGUCACUUCAAAUUUGCAGAAUGAUAUGACUGACAAGCCUUUUCCGUUUCCGAGAAUUCAUUUGUCCUUCACAUGAGCAGGAGGCGCUGACAUUUGCACAGAUGCUGUAAAAUCUGGUCCACUUGUUUUUAAGAAUAAAAAGACUGGCCUUUCAAGGUU